AUGACUCAAUAUUCAACACCUUAUACAAGACAACAACCAUCAAGAAGUCUGACUAGUCAUAACGACGAUUCUUUAAUACUACAGCAAAACUAUUCUUCAGUUCGUGCAGCAGUUAGUAAAUUUGAUAUGCCACAGAAACCUACUAGUUCUACUUCAGCGCAUCCACAUCAAUAUCCACCCCCGCUACCAUCGCGUUCCUUUGUGCCGAUUUCCGCGAGAAACAAUCAUACUGAUUACGAUAGUGAAACUCCGCCAUCUUCAGUUGGUUCGGCUAAUAGUGAUCGAUUACGACAAACAGAAUCACGAGUAAAUAAUGUGUCGACUAAGAAUCCAAUAGUCGAAAAUAGUAAUCUUCUCACAAAACCAAUUAGAUCGGCACCAAAAAUCGACAAUCAAACAGCAAAACAAUCGAAACCGAUUUAUAGCCGUCGAAGAACUCCACCACCAAUUCCGACAAACAGUCAAGAUCAGCGAACAUUUAGAAGAGAUAGAACGAAUGAUGCCAUCUAUAUAAAUCAUGGCGGUGAAUUUGACGAAGUCCAAGUAAAUGAUUUAUAUGAACUACAGGAUGAAAGCGAUAUGGAUGAUUCCGGAACAUUUACAGCCGUUGCAAAACCAGCAUUCGUUUCUCGAGAACCUCCUAUUCUAUUAUCAACACAAACUCAUGAUAACGGUCGAUCAAAGAUCAUAACCAAUGGCUAUCGACAGAAAGAUGAAAGAUCAGUACAAAAAUUAUCAAGUCAAUCUAAAAAUAUUGAUAUGGAUAGUAUUGGAUUAGAAAUACCUGAACCGACUAAGACAAGUCGAAAGCAUACCGUAUCUCACAAUGAACUUAUAUAUGAUCACCGUAGUAAUGUACAACGUGCACCAUUUGAUACUAUAAAUUAUGAACAGAAUCAAAAUCAAAUUGACAAACAAUACGAAGAUAGAUCAACGAUUGCUAUGUAUCGUCCACCUCCGCCUCCACCAUUGCCACCUCUAUCUGCGCCGCUUUCACCGUUUCGUCGAGGACAACAGCAACGCUUUGCCGAGGGAGAAACACACGUAUACAUUCCAGAGCGGCAUUUUCCGUCGUCGAAUUUUCUACUGGGAAUCGGUGCAUUACUCGCUGUUUUUAUUCUUUGUAUGGUACUCGUUUUGGCCAUACGAGAAGAUGAAACAAAGCUUCGAACUACCAUGCAGCUUGUUUAUUCUUAUGUCUAUCUUGUUUCUAUUAUAUGGAUGGUAUGGUGUACAGUUGAUAUAAUUAAGUUUCGUCGACAAUGGAUGAAAUUAACAGCGCCCGCUGGCAAUCACGAAGAAUAUAUGGAUAUAGCUGAACGUCAUCCACAUAAAAUGUUUUAUUUUCCUGAUAUUCAUAAUACUGGCGGAUUGUUUAUGCGAGUAGGCGCUGGGUUACUUUGUAUGGGCGGUCUAAUACUGACUAUUAUUGAAUUAGCAAAAACAAUAACAACACCAAGACCUAAUAUAAUCCAUCGAGCUUCACCAGUCCACUCUUAUUCCCUAUCAGUCGUGGCAACAAAAUCGAUUACAUAUGUACUUCGAUUUAUUUUCCAUUGUGUACAAUUUACAUUUAUUUUUCGAUAUGGUAAUAUUGUUAUUAAUCGUUACCAUUCAAUUGCAAAAAUUGGUCUUAGUCAUCUAGUUAUUGCUAAUUUUUGUACAUGGUUUGAAGCUAUUGUAUUUGAAACUUUGGAACAACUGCACAAAAGUACAACGACUGCUCCCAUAUCAAAUUAUCUGCCAAAUAUAACGCUAGCAUCCACUACAUCAAUCAUGGCAACUUUAUCCACUACGACACUAUUCACAAGUUCAAAUGAAACAACGAACGAUGGUGAUAACUCUACGGUUAUCGUCGUGAGCUUUAUCAAAGCAAUUUCUUCUGCUGCUUCAACUAAUAGCAGUAAAGGCACAAGUACAUAUGAACUCUUCACUCGAAUUGAAUCAACAAUGAAUGUUUAUUUAUAUCCAUGUUUAAUCGAAUAUAGUCUUAUAUCAUUAACUGUAUUCUUCCUUAUGUGGAAAAACGUUGGUAAAACUAGAGAACCAUCCCUUCUACGUUUCAGCGAUCGUCAUAUAUUCACAGUCAAUUGUUCACGUGCUUCACGUGGUUUACUCGGCGGCGGUAUCAUACUUCUGGUAACAAUUCUAACGCUCAUUCCAACAUAUCUACUUGGCGAAGACGCAAUAUCAGUGACACAUAUUACUGAACUUGUGCUACUUUUUGUUUCCCUAUUUUUUGUUGGCAUAUCGUUCCUACAAACGACUAAACUCUAUCACGAUCCACAUGCGCAUGUUGAUGCAUUCGAUCGAGUGCUCAUUUUAAUAACGACAGUUGGAGAUUUUGCAUAUUCAUUUUUUGGAUUGUUCGCAUCGAUAUUCGGUGAACAAUCAGCAAGUAAAUUACCGCUUGCCGUUGAAAUAUCAAUUGGACUUCUUGCCAUACUACAAACAUUUUUUCAAUCAGGUUUUAUUUUGGAUACAUUACAUCGACGAACGAGAACAAAAGAAGAAAUUAGAAAUAAACCAGGACGAGAAGCAGUCACAGCUUUGCUACUAAUCAAUCUCUCAAUUUGGUUGCAUGAUUCAUUAUCAGCAAAAAAAGUUCGAUUAAAUCCAAUACAAGUUCAAUAUUAUGAUGCUGGCACAUGGGCUAUUAUUCAAGCGUUCACAUCACCAUUAUCAAUAUUUUACCGUUUCCAUUCAAGUGUAUGUCUUGCUGAUAUUUGGCAAGAAGUCUAUCUUGACAAUGAUAGAACAAAGUCAAUAGGAGCGCUUGGAAACCGUUCUUCAAGGCAUAUGAGCGAUAAUCAUGAAACUGAACAUUGA
Rotaria socialis is the source of this 2829-nucleotide messenger RNA. NCBI's taxonomy places the organism in Eukaryota, Metazoa, Rotifera, Eurotatoria, Philodinida, Philodinidae. The record is from the annotation of a GenBank genome assembly.